Molecule: messenger RNA, 1653 nt
Organism: Trichoderma reesei QM6a
Lineage: Eukaryota; Fungi; Ascomycota; Sordariomycetes; Hypocreales; Hypocreaceae
Exons: 2
Coding region: 1-1653 (550 amino acids)
Molecular function (GO): molybdenum ion binding; oxidoreductase activity; pyridoxal phosphate binding
Source: RefSeq, a predicted model, not a curated record
AUGACAGGCUCGUACUUGGAGGCUCUUGCAGCGCCCUUUGAGGCCGACCGCCUUCUUGAAAUCCGCACUUCGGGAAUGAAGCGAAUGCCGGGCUUGACUGUCAUGUCUGGCAUCGACAAGCAGCUUCGCACUGACUCAAUGAAGGUCGACAAGCUGGGGCUCGAAGGGGAUGAGCACGAUCUCACCUUUCACGGCGGCCUGGACAAGGCCAUUCUCGGAUACUGCUCCUCGCAUUAUCCAUCCUGGCAAGAGUCCUACCCCGAACGCGUCGACAGAUUCGUCCCAGGGGGCUUUGGAGAAAACUUUGUCACCGCGCACAUGAACGAGCGCAAUGUCUGCAUUGGGGACGUGAUAUCUGUCGGCCCCGAAGUGGUCCUUCAGGUGUCCCUCCCCAGGCAGCCGUGCUUCAAACUCAACCAUCGCUUCUCGCUCAAGAACUUUGCCCCUGAGACUUACAAGAGCAGUCGCACUGGCUGGUACUACCGGGUUCUGAAGGAAGGCCAUGUCAGCCCUGGCGAUGAACUGAAGCUGGUCGAGAGAAAGUGGCCGGAGUGGACAAUUGAGCGUAUUCAGGAGUAUUUGCAUCGGCAAACCGACAAUGAGGAGAUGAAUGAGAAGCUAGCCGCCAUAGAGGCUCUGGGCGACGAAGCUCGUGGCCAAUUCAAGAGUCGCGUGGCCAAGGCGCAAAGGCGGAAGCAGCAGAAGAAAGAGGAGGCCUGGGAGACCUACAAAGUUGUCAGCCGAAAGAUGCAGACGCCACGGGCGCUUUCACUCGUGAUUGAGGCUCCCGUCAAGCCUCAAUUCGAUGGCUUCCCUUGGGCCUCUCACGCAAAGCUCCGGCUCGCCAAUGGACUUGUGAGGAAGUACUCUGUAGUGUCUAGUCAGGGAGACGGCGAGUCUGCCAGAAGGCUCGAGUUUUGCAUCGCCCUUGAUGACAAUAGCAGAGGCGGCUCGCGGUACAUCCACGAGGCUGUCAAGGUGGGCGACAGCAUUGAGGUGGGCGGCGUGGUGAGCGAUGUCCAUGGCCCGGCAAACGCUGCAAGCCAUCACGUCUUUAUUGCCGGCGGAAUUGGCAUUACAGCAUUCCUGGAACUCAUGAAGACGUACGACUCCAUCAACUGGAGCUUUCAACUGCACUAUGCCGUGCGGUCCGCGGACGAGAUUCCUUAUCGAGAACAGCUGGAGUCGUAUGGAGACAGAGUCAUCAUCUACGACAAGUCGAAGGGCCAAAGGAUGGAUAUUGACAACGUCAUGACCACAACCCCGUGGAAUAGCUUCCUGUAUGUAUGCGGUCCGAACCGUAUGAUGGAAGCAGCCAAAGCCGCCGCCGCAAAGGCCGGCAUUGCCCCUCAAGAAAUCCAUUUUGAAGCCUUUUCCGCCGACACCACCGGCGACCCUUUUGAAGCACAAGUCGUCAACAGGAACAACAAAGUUGUCAAGGUGGGCGAGGAUGAGAGUCUUCUGGAGGUUCUUCAGCGAGAGUUUGGGGACGUCCCUUCGAGUUGCGAGGUGGGCAAUUGCGGGACUUGCAAGGUUACCCUCAAGAGCGGAAAGGUGAUUCAUCGGGGGUCGGCACUGAUGCCUGAUGAGAAAGAUUCGGCCAUCUUGACGUGUGUUAGUCGCGGUGUUGGACGGAUUGCGAUUGAAGUGUAG